Menidia menidia (Atlantic silverside) is the source of this 2758-nucleotide messenger RNA. The record is from the annotation of a GenBank genome assembly. Lineage: Eukaryota; Metazoa; Chordata; Actinopteri; Atheriniformes; Atherinopsidae.
AAACUAAUGAGAAGCAAUAUUAUGUGAGGCAGUCUCACUCACACCAGUGAACAGAGAGGGAACUAAUCUGCGACACCCUAUAGGAGAUCCUGAGGAAUAUCAGUGUUAAAGAAAGCAGGCAGUAGCUUUAAUUGGAAAUCAUGGCAGACAAGGAAGAUCCCAAAAAGGGAAAAAGAAGCAAAGGAACGAGCAAAGAGGUGUGUGGUUACCCCCUCAGCAUCUUCUUCAUUGUUGUGAAUGAGUUCUGUGAGAGGUUCUCCUACUAUGGAAUGCGAGCUGUUCUGGUGCUGUAUUUCAAGUAUUUCUUACGCUGGGAUGAUGACUUGGCCACCUCCAUCUACCACACCUUUGUGGCUCUCUGCUACCUGACCCCCAUCCUCGGGGCCAUCGUGGCUGACUCCUGGUUGGGAAAGUUUAAGACUAUCAUCUACCUGUCCAUCGUAUAUGCCAUUGGCCAGGUGGCAAUGGCAGUCAGUGCGAUCCACGACAUCACUGAUACAGACAGAGAUGGGACUCCAGAUAACAUGACCUUUCAUGUCGUGUUGUCCAUGGUGGGCCUCUUACUCAUCGCUCUGGGCACUGGUGGUAUCAAACCUUGUGUGGCUGCUUUUGGUGGAGAUCAGUUUGGUGAUCACCAGGAAAAGCAAAGGAGAACUUUCUUCUCUGUUUUCUAUCUGUGCAUCAAUGGUGGAAGUCUCUUGUCAACCAUUAUUACUCCAAUCCUCAGAGCUCAGAACUGUGGCAUCUACUCUAAACAGAAGUGUUAUUCUCUUGCCUUUGGUGUCCCUGCAGCACUUAUGAUGGUUGCCCUUGUGGUGUUUAUCUUGGGGAGUGGCAUGUACUACAAAGCCAAACCACAGGGGAACAUCAUGUUGGACGUGUGUAAAUGUAUUGGGUUUGCAAUUAAAAAUCGUUACAGACACAGAGGCAACCAGUACCCAAAGAGGAAGCACUGGAUGGACUGGGCUGAGGAAAAAUAUGAGAAACUACUCAUCGCUCAGAUCAAAAUGGUGCUGAAGGUUCUUUUUCUAUACAUCCCACUGCCAAUGUUCUGGACCCUGUUUGAUCAAAAGGGCUCAAGAUGGACUCUGCAAGCUACAACAAUGAAUGGAGAUUUUGGUCUACUGGUCAUACAACCUGAUCAGAUGCAGACUGUCAACCCCAUCCUGAUUCUGACUUUGGUGCCUGUUAUGGACAGCUUGAUAUAUCCUCUGAUCAAAAAAUGUGGCCUGAACUUCACACCACUGAAAAGAAUGACAGUGGGGAUGAUCCUGGCAGCCCUUGCUUUUGUCUGCGCUGCUGUUGUCCAGCUUCAAAUUGAUAAAACCCUGCCCGUCUUCCCAUCUGCCUCCCAAGUUCAGCUAAAAUUACUCAACAUGGGCAAUAAAACAGUCACGGUUCAGCUGCAAGACAAUGAGCCAGCAAUUCUUGCUCCAGCUCAGGUCAGUGAUGAAUAUUUUGUAUUUGAUACGGACCAAAUCACUGUUUUGGCAACAGCAGGCAGCACUACAGUGCAUAGAGGAAUUUCCUUCACCAAAGGAAAGCGGCAAAAACUUCUUCUUCCCUUAGACCUCAACAAAGAAUGGGUGCAGAUUGAUGAUUUAAAUUCCAAGCCAGAAGAGGGAAACAAUGCAAUUCGAUUUGUAAAUGGAAAGAACGCAGAAGUGAAUGUCUCCAGUGCUGUGGCCAAUUUUGGAAUAAUUCAACCGUUUCAUUAUUCCAACUACUCCCUCAUAAAAAAUGGAAAGGUUACAUUCAACUUGCAGAGUGGUUCAGAGUCGUGCGAAUACAGCAGGGACUUUGGAUUUGGAAGUUCCUUUACUUUCCUUAUCCCCAACAAUUUAACCUUUGGACAAAAUUGUCAGGAGGAGAUAACCUCAGCAGAGGACAUCAAGCCAAACUCGGUUCACAUGGCUCUCCAAAUCCCACAGUACUUCUUCAUCACUGCUGGUGAAGUCAUGUUUUCUGUUACUGGCCUGGAGUUCUCUUAUUCACAGGCACCGAGUAACAUGAAAGCAGUGCUGCAAGCUGGCUGGUUGUUCACUGUUGCUAUUGGCAACUUUAUUGUCCUGAUUGUGGCAGAGCUUGCAAAGCUUCCCAAACAGUGGGCAGAGUAUGUCCUGUUUGCAUCUCUCUUGGUGGCAGUGUGCAUAAUCUUCUCCAUCAUGGCAUAUUUCUACACCUACAUCGAUCCUGCAGAAAUUGAGGCCCAGUUCAAGAAGGUCGAUGAUGACGACGAGGAUGAUAAAAGCAAGCAACAGAAAGCAGAGAUUGAAAUGGUUAAAAGAGACUCGGUUAGCAGUAGUGAAGACGAUGAAAAAUCCAAAUAAACCUAAAUCCAAUCAGCAGGCAUCCCUAUCUCCAAUGUCUGAUAUGAAUUUAUUAGUCCAUGGGUUCAAACCUGUCUGGGUGUGUGUUGUUGUUUUUGUUACUUCAUUAGGACCUUUUCUGGUCUAAUCACUGAGACAGACAGUAGCUGCCUCUGUGUGUUGAGAGAUGCAUUCAGAUACACAUAAGUGCAUGUGUGUCUGUUUUUAAUAUUUUAUACUGUUAUGGCAAAAUUAUACCAUAAUCUUGUACAAAUUAUAAAGAUUAUGUUAUAUGUAACAUUGUGGUUAUCUGUGAAGGUGCAUGCCUAUCUAUCUAUCUAUCUAUCUAUCUAUCUAUCUAUCUAUCUAUCUAUCUAUCUAUCUAUCUAUCAUAUUAACAUGCAGUAUUAAUUUAUAUAGUUUUUAAUUAUCUCCUGUCAAUAAACUAU